This is a messenger RNA of Dentiscutata heterogama, 531 nucleotides long. The record is from the annotation of a GenBank genome assembly. NCBI's taxonomy places the organism in Eukaryota, Fungi, Glomeromycota, Glomeromycetes, Diversisporales, Gigasporaceae.
GAUUUCAGCAUCGUUUGGGAUUUUGGCAUCGUUUUUGGAUUUUGGCAUCGUUUUAGAAUUUCGGCAUCAUUUUGGGAUUUUGGUAUCAUUUUGGGAUUUUGGCAUCAUUUUGGAAUUUUGGCAUCGUUUUGGGAUUUUAGCAUCGUUUUAAGAUUUCGGCAUUGUUUUGGGAUUUUGGCAUCAUUUUGGGAUUUUGAUAUCGUUUUGGGAUUUUGGCAUCAUUUUGAGAUUUUGGCAUCGUUUUGGAAUUUUGACAUCAUUUUGGAAUUUCGGCAUUGUUUUGGGAUUUCGGCAUUAUUUCGGCAUCAUUUUGAGAUUUCAGCAUCAUUUUGGGAUUUCGGCACUAGUUUGAGAUUUCGGCACUGGUUUGAGAUUUCGGCAUCAUUUUGGGAUUUCGAUAUCAUUUUGGGAUUUCGAUAUCAUUUUGGGAUUUCGGCAUCAUUUUGGGAUUUCAGCAUCAUUUUGGGAUUUCGGCAUCAUUUUGGGAUUUUGGCAUCAUUUUGGGAUUUUGGUAUUAUUUUAGGAUUUUGA